Molecule: messenger RNA, 1083 nt
Organism: Phymastichus coffea
Lineage: Eukaryota; Metazoa; Arthropoda; Insecta; Hymenoptera; Eulophidae
Product: organic solute transporter subunit alpha-like
Exons: 6
Coding region: 1-1083 (360 amino acids)
Biological process (GO): transport
Molecular function (GO): transporter activity
Source: RefSeq, a predicted model, not a curated record
AUGGAGACAGACGUGGUGAACUCGCUGGGUACCUUCAGCGAUAGCGAGUACUACAUUGUUCCAAAUUUUAGUUGCAAUAAUUUCUAUCUACCUAGUUCCAUCCAACUGUUUGAAAGCUUGGGAAAUUUCGGAGUUGGCCUCGUGACGGUGGCGUCGAUGCUGUGCGCGGCGUGCGUUUAUCUGGCGGUGGACGCCUGCAGCAACAUCUGCUAUCGGAAGGAGAGUCAGUCGGUCAAGAUCAACGCCUGCGCCGUCUUAUCCGUCUACCCGAUCGCCAGCCUCUGUAGCCUCGCGGCUCUCGCGCUGCCAAGGGCGCAGCUGCUGUCGGAAGGUUUGACGCAGGUCUCGCUGACGAUCUCGCUGUACCGGCUGUUCCAGUUGCUGCUGGAGCUGGGACUCCGAGGCGCGAGCAAGGCGCCGACGCUGGCGCUCAAAGUUGGCCCGUGCUGCUGUUGGCCGUGCCUGCCCAUGCCAAGCCUCGAGAUGACCGAAGCCAAUUUGUCCUGGCUACGACUCACCGUCCUUCAAUUACCUAUAGUUCAGGGACUGAUCUACUGCAUCCUACUGUUCAUGUCGGCCGAGGCACCGAUCUUCGCCACGAGCUACGGCCGUUUCUUUCAGCCGCUCGUCAUAAUUAGCAUACUUCUUGGAAUUUACGGGCUGACUGUCGUUACCAAGAGCCUGCAGGACAUCGCGCCAGAGACUAAACUUGCCCAGAGAACGAUAGUCGCUCAAAUGGUAUUGUUAUUCUCCAAGCUGCAGGGCUUCCUUAUCAAGGGCCUCGUCGACACUGGCCUCUUCCCCUGCAAUCCACCACUCACACCGCUUGUUUACGCAAACGUAACGUACGACGCCCUGAUGGUAAUCGAAAUGUUGUUGCUGUGCUACGCGGCAAGGCUGAUUUACGCCGGCGACGAGAACGAGGCGGUUGUAACCAACAACGCCAGCAAUGCGAGCAGCAACGGCGGUCAGACAGAUCAGCAGCGCGACAAGAGCCUGACGAACGGCCAUGACUCGGUCAGCCUCCAAAUUCAGCAGCAACAGCACGCGCCUGCUGCUACACCCAAGAACCAGACCUCUUGA